Molecule: messenger RNA, 1347 nt
Organism: Prosopis cineraria
Lineage: Eukaryota; Viridiplantae; Streptophyta; Magnoliopsida; Fabales; Fabaceae
Product: metalloendoproteinase 4-MMP
Exons: 1
Coding region: 31-1158 (375 amino acids)
Biological process (GO): collagen catabolic process; extracellular matrix organization; proteolysis
Cellular component (GO): extracellular matrix
Molecular function (GO): zinc ion binding; metalloendopeptidase activity
Source: RefSeq, a predicted model, not a curated record
CAAAAACCAACAACACUCACUACCCCCAUCAUGUCCCUCUCUCUCCUCAAUCCCUCUCUCUCUCUCCCCUUCUUCUUCGUCGUCUUCUUCUCUUCGCCAUUAAAAUGCAUUCUCUCAAGAACUCUGCAACACGACUCGUUCCCUUCAAUACUCACAAAAGUUUCCGUAGCCGAUGAACGGAGCUUCCAACGGCUCGUCGAAGCUUCAAGAGGCAGUAAAGUAACUAGCAUUUCACAUAUCAAAAGAUACUUUUCACGUUUUGGCUAUCUUCCAUUGCAGAACAACACCAGUUUCUCCGAUGUUUUCGACAAGGGAUUCGAAUUGGCACUUGUCCGGUACCAGCGAAACCUUGGCCUCCUUGUCACCGGAAAGCUGGACUUCGCCACGCUCAAUCAGAUCGUGAUGCCAAGAUGUGGCGUGCAGGACACGGUGCAUGAUCACCAUUAUCAUGGAUCCCAUUCCACAAGACAUUUCAUGUAUUUUCCGGGAAAGCCUCGGUGGGCACGUUCGAUGCCGAUGACUCUCACGUACGCCAUCUCGCCAGAAAAUAUGAUUCAGAACCUGAGCUUACGGGAGAUAAGAGAAGCGUUUAAACGUGCUUUCUCAAGGUGGGCUUCGGUGAUUCCGGUGAGCUUCGUGGAGGCUGAAGACUACGGUUUUGCAGAUAUCAAAAUAGGGUUUUACAGUGGCGACCAUGGAGAUGGAGAGCCAUUUGAUGGAGUCCUCGGCGUGCUAGCUCAUUCAUUUUCGCCGGAGAGCGGGAGGCUCCACCUGGACGCGGCAGAGACGUGGGCGGUGAACUUCCGGUCUGAAAAAUCGCCGGUGGCUGUGGAUUUGGAGUCGGUGGCGACACAUGAGAUCGGGCAUUUGUUAGGGUUGUCUCAUAGUACAGUGAAGGAGGCUGUGAUGUAUCCAAGCUUGAAGCCGAGAGAUAAAAGAGCAGAACUGAAUCUGGACGAUAUAAAAGGAGUUCAAUCUCUGUAUGGAUCAAACCCUAAUUUUAGAUUCGAAUCUUCUUUAGAAUCUGAUAUGUCUGCGAAUGAAGCUUCGGAUUUGGGCGGGAAAUCUUUGUGGUUUGUUGGUUUCGUCAUGUUUUCUUUAGUUCAUAUUUUUUGUUUGUGUUAUGGUUUUUUGGGGUUUUUCUUUUUAACUUUUUGAUUUUUAAGAGCAUUGGGUUUUAGAGAGAUACUCUAUGAGUGAUGAUGUUUGGUAAAAUAUAUAGCAGAAUAGUGCUGGCCUAAAAAAAAAAAAAAGCAGGAUAGUGUAUAUAGAUUAGAGAUUAAUGCGUUUAUCGACAAAGUCUAAGGCGAAAGACUUCAUUGGUGAUUGUAACAUGAUUUUUCAUUA